Messenger RNA from Amoebophrya sp. A120, 7527 nucleotides. Lineage: Eukaryota; Dinophyceae; Syndiniales; Amoebophryaceae. The record is from the annotation of a GenBank genome assembly.
AUGAAGCGGAUUAUUCUCCCUCACUACGAAUUGACUGAGGAAGACGAAAAACUUAAGGAAAAGUACGCCGAUAGUUGGUUUGUUACCGACGAAGACCGAAUCGGGCACGCCUUGGCGCAGGAGGUCGCAGAUUUGAUCUUUGCGGAUAAUGAGGAAACUUCUGCAAGUACACGUAGUUCCUCUUCUACCGCGGUGGAGCAAGGUAGUGGAAGGAGCAGGAGUGCUGCUGCAAUUAGAGCAGCAACGUGUAGUGGCACACGUUGCACCACGAUUGCGCAAGAAGACGAAGAAACUGCUAUCGGGAACAACGUCGAUGAUGACGAGCACGAAUCUACUAGCGAGCACACCAACCCGAAGAAAAAGCGCGCGCAAUCUUUUCUGAGCAUACUUCUGGCCAGUGAGCGGGACACGAUUGGCAAUGUUCCGUUUAAGUGCGCGGAGUGGAUUUGCUGCGGUGCGUCCAUGGCCAUGAUGCUGGAUCAGCUGUAUUUAUUCGCGACGCUGCUCACCGGCAUGCGGAUUUUUAUUACCUCUGCGUCGGACGAGGCAGACGCGAGAAUGAAGGACGAAGAGGAAGGCGCGCGGUUCGAUCCAUUGGACCACUACGAGGAGGAUGGUAGAAGAAGUACUGCAAGCGGCGUCGGAUCAUGCUACGGUGGUGCUGGUACAACUACUAUUACAAUGAAAAAUGCCCCCUCCCCAUAUCAAAACGGAAAUCUGUGAUGCAGAUUUGUGGCCACAAAUCAGCUUUGUGAUGCUAGAAGGCAAAAGAUGCAGACUGUAGUGCUGUCUAGCCUGGGAAAGCCUUGCAGCUCCAGGAUGACAGGAGGCAACUGGAAGUGGGAAACAGCAUGACAGAUUGCCUGCAAUUGAGGCCACAGCUUCGUCUCUUGGCCUUCUAGCAAUACAAGUCGAUUUGUGUACUCAAAUACAGCAUCACAAGUUCGCGCAUCUUCCGUUUCCGAUAUGGGGAGGGGGGAUUUUUCACUUUGAUAACUACUGCUAAAGUUCGGAGUGGACGAGGUCCAUUAGCGGCGAAGACCGCAUCUGGUCGGGGUCUAUCAAAUGCAAAAGUGUCUGGGUCUGGAAACUUGUGAUGCUAAAAUGUGGAUGAUGGAAACAGUGUGCAAUGCAAUUUAGCAUGACAACUUUCCAGAACGCUUUCUCAUAGGCAAUCCGCAUGAGAAACUGCGUGUUUGCAUGUACAAAAGAGGCUGCGACUUAUUUUGUUGGUUAUGCAAAACAGAUUUCCUAGCUAUGGAAAGCUAGCAUUACAAGUUACCACCUUCCAAAGCCAGACAUUUUUGCGCUUGAUAGGGUCCGAAAACAAGCAACAGGCCGCACAAAGACAACAGCAAGCAGCCUAAAAAUUCUGCCGCCGGUUGUACGACUAAUUCUAGUCGCCACGACAAGCAGCAGCAGCAGCGCGGAAAUAAUGUCAGCAGACCGAAGAAAUCCUUUGUGGAUCAAAAGGGUGCGGAGGAAUUUCUUCGUUUGGUAAUGACGCCAAAAUUGGAGCCGCGCCUCGACUUGGAGGGCUACACGGCCAACCAGAUUCGGUCCGUGAUGGAGGCCCGGAACAAGUUUGUGACAAUUCCAGCGGAUAUCCAUUGCCAAUAUGUCUGGGUCUGGAACAAACUUGUGAUGCAAGUCCGUGAACAAUCAGUGCUCUCCUGUAAUGCGCCGCUAAGCAUGACAAGUUUUUUCGUUCUUUUGUGCUGCGUAUUUCGCAGGAGAAUUUGCGCUUUUGCAUGACAGGCUGGAGGACCUCUUGGUGGCCACGCAAUACAGAGCGCAGAGUCAUGCCAGACUAGCAUGACAAAUCUCGCAAUCGUCCAGACAUCCAGGGAUAUUUGCAUUUGAUAGCGGACAAGGUGGAAUUCCCCGUGAAGGUGAGUAAAAGCGAGCUGAAAAUGAUGCAGCAGUGCCUACCACAGAGAGAAGACUUGAAGAAAGUGGAGAGUGGGGGCCUGGUUCACAGUGGAGCAGGGGGUGAUCACGCGUUCACGGCAAUCGCUGAAGUAGUGAACAGAGGCGGCACGGUGCUGGAAAUGAGCGGCGGUAGGAAGGAGGACAAUAAUGUUUCUGGUACAAGAACUACUGGGAGUAUCAAAUCCUCUUCUGCCGUUGCUAGACCAGUAAACAUCGCUGGUUCAUCUUCUUCCAUAAAAGACGCAAUGGAAAUUGAUUCAACAUUUGUCGGGGACAACGAGCAAAUGGAUGUCGACGCCGCACCAGCUUCUACCGAUUCUCAUCUCAGUACGGGCAAGCAGAAGGAGGAGAAGAACACGACCGCAGUCGAGGACCAAGACAGACCUACUGCAGAGAAACAGCAAUCCAUUGCCGCAGAAGAGGACGAUGCUGAGGACGAGGAGAUCGAAGCGAAUGUGUGUGCGUGGACCAGUAGUUUCCGCGUGCUCUAUGACCUGCUCAAGUGUCACAAUCCCAAAUCGGUUACCAUUUAGAGUCUGCAUUUUCCUUGUCUUGCAUGAAGAGCAUGACAGACUCGCACAGCGUUCGACUUUCUGCAAUACAAAUUUUGCCAGAUCUACUUAGUGCGGAUUGGGACCACUCCAGAAGUUGUCUUGCGCAAUCCUGUGCGACGAGUAGGUUAGCUCUUGCACUUCGUGCAUCACAGAUUUCCAUAAUAUUCUAUGGUAAAGAUAACCGAUUUGAAAUUGUAACACCUGAGCGGGUUAUAUGCUCCGCUCGGAUUUCCUGGAACACGCGGUGGAUCAGUGCGCUCCUAUCAAAGAGAAACAUCCCCCCUCGCUAUAUCAAAACGAAAUUUCUGAUGCUGGAUUUGCGUACACAAAUCGCCCUGGUCUUGCAGUAGAGGACUACAGGCCCAUAUCAAGCCGUAGUAGAGAGGUUUUCGCCUAGGAGCUCAGCAUGACAAAAAUCCAUGCUGUAGGCCCAACAGCAUCACAAACCGCCUGCAUAAUGCGGGGGGCCUUCUGGGUUUGCCUUCUUGCAAGACAGACGCGAUUUGUGACCACAAAGCAGCGUCACAAAUGCCCAACAGUAUAGCUUAACCUUUUCAGUAUGGGGAGGGGGGAUUUUCCCGUACGAUAGCCCCGCCCUGCGUGUCGCUCGUCGAGCACCGCGAUCUGUACAUUCGAUACAAACUCUUCCAAGUGCUCUUCAUCCUGCACAGCAUGUGGUCAGAGAUCGCGGUCCAGCUGAUCAGCAAGUCGUUCACGCUAUGCUAGAGAAAAAAGCUAGAAGCAGGAGGCAUGAUUUUUUGAAUAGCCAAAACUAUAUAUAAUUUAGUGCUGCAUUACAAAUGUGCGCUCGUUGCUCGCUUUUUUCUGUGCGAUACAGGCUGGCGUUUCUGGCAUGGAAAGGUGCCGUGGACGACGUUACGAGACAGGAAUUCGAAAGAAUCGACAAUGUCAUGCUUACCGGUCUCCACACCAUUGCGAAACUCAUGUUCCUGGUCGUCAUGUUUGGGGUAGACGGGGAAAAGGAAAUUUUGCCGAAAAAUUUUCACGAUCCGGAUACCGGCCGGGUCUUCUGGAUAUGGGAAGUAGAAAAAAGUCUUGCAGUCAAGUACACAUUGUGUUGCGCCGGAACAAGCCCCACACAGAGAAAAUUUGUCGUUUUGCUGAAGUUCUUACAACAAAUGUGUAAAGACCGUAACACUUUUUUCUUGUGAUGCUGGAUGGUUCCAGACGAGUGCGUCGAUGGGGGGCAGAGUAAGGGAUUUCUGCAACAAGCCGGGGCCGUGCGAGAAGAAGACGGGUCCACGACUAGUACCGCUUUCUCUGGCAAAAAUGGCGCGACAGGUGGAGCAACGUCAUCUUCUUUAUCAUCAUCAAAUGUACAAAAUCCCACUAGAACAAAAACCCCGAAGGAAAGACUAGUUGACCAGGCUGUGCAGACCUGGAGCAGUUGUCUUGACGCGGACAGCGAAAAGAGGAAAGCGAUCAGGGCGUUACUGCACCGGAGGAACAUCAACACGACGGCGGGAGCCGAACAAAAAAGCGGUAGUUCUACUUCGUCAACUACAGCUGCUUCGAAGGGUAGUUCAAAAAAACAAGCAACGAAGGUUUCAGGAGGGGGUGUAGCAGCGGCAGCGGCAGCAGCAAAAUCCGCAGCGCAUCAAGCGGGCAACGGCACCAUCCCCAGUGCUGUUGGAGACCUUCUCGAGGAAGUAUUACCGACGUCUUUAGCCGGCCGGCUGGCAAAACCCUAUCUGGAGCUGGUGCGGCACGCCGCGCGCUAUCCACUCGCCGUCAUUGCCCUUUUCGAAAUGACUGUGCAGUGCUUCGAACCUCCGGAGUUCAGGGUAGAGAGUAAUUUUCGAAUGGAGGAUCUACUGAUAUCAACAUAUAUCAAUAUCUCGAUCUCCUCGUCAACAUUUUGGCCAUGUCGUAUCAAUCUGUUUGUUAGGAAAUGAACUGUACGGAACGCUCAGGCAAUCAUAUCGUAUCCCCAAGAAACUAUAACCUACAAACCAUCUUCACGUGUUCUAUCAGGAUUCCUCCAUGUUCUGGAUGUAUGUGCUUGGGCAGAUUUCCAGCGGCAGCGUUACCGUUGCGUUGGUGAUGACACAGUUGAGGCAGUUCAUCCGCGUGAACCCCGUUCCGGAAGCGAGAAAACGGUUUGAGCAGAUGCGAAGGGAAGCACGAAACGCGAAGAGAGGUAUUGUGGCCAAUAUUGGGUCGUGCAGGUGUCCGGUGUGCGCAGACGAGCCAAGCCCCAUGGUGUCGGCGAUUGCGAAGUGCAAGUCGAAGAAUCAGGAUCAACAACAGCAAGGUCUCGGAAAGAAAGGAAAAAUAAAUACCGGGAUGAUGACAAACAAUGCGGGAGGGCAUCAUCAGCAUGCAGGAUGGGGACCAACUACACCUACUUCUUCCUCCUCUUCUUCGAGAAAAGCGCCUGCACCUGCCACCGCCGCGGGCGGCAGUCGGCACGCGGGAAAUAAACGAGGAGCGGGGUCUGCCGCGUCAGCGAGUAGCACUCCAACCGGAGCUAUGGAUUGCAUAUUUAUAUGUCUGGGUCUGGAAGAAUGGAACUUGUAAUACUGUCUGCGGAUUCUAAAAAUAUCUGUGUUGCAUGAACAGCAAGAGGAGUCAGUUCUUGGCACGCGGAGAGGUCAUUCUUCAUGCGUAAUUAGCAUCAAGGAGCGCUCAAAAAAUCUGUGAUGCUAGCACCAGCAUCACAGACCUCACGGGUCAUGCAAAAUGUGCAUCAUAAGUCCCGACUCUUCCAGACCUAGACAUUUUUGCAUUUGAUAGGAGCUGCAGGUUCCAGUGUGGCGGACCGUGUGCGAAACGAUUUGAAACUUGCCUCAAACCUGGAGUCACCUUUCAUGUUUCCGAAUAACAAGAAAAAAGUAGAUUCUUCUUGUACAAAAUCUGCUGAUCAUUACGCCCAACCGGUGGAUUCCAUGCACUACCGGAACUUGGAACUCCAGUAUUUCCUAGAUGGAUCCUAUGCGAAGAAAAAAGUGUGUACAGUUAGUACACGACACUCUGAUGCAAGACAAGUAAGACAGACAACGUCUGUCAUGCAGGACAUGCUUGGCAUUGUCAUUUCGUGCGUGUUUCAUUUCCUUACAGGCCGCGCAUUUAUACAAGUUGAAGCUUUUUUGUUUGCUAGGCAGACCAACUUUGUGAAGAUGCUGAAUUCACUAGAACUGUGUAACUGUAAAAAGCACUUGUUUCCUUGGAUAGAUCCAUCCCGAUUGGGAUGCUGUCGAUUUUCAACCAACGCAGGGUUCAGGAGCUUGCUUGUCCGGAAUUGUUCUCGACGGAAUUGUGCCACGAAGUGGAAGACUUGCUGUCCGGAUUCGUCGAAGCCGACGCAGAUUUGGCCGAGACGUUGAGUAGUGGUAGAAGUAGUUCAUCGAGGAGCUCGGCUGGUGGCGUUCGUUCUCCCUCUGGUCGUGCUGGAGCAUCAUCAUCAUCAUCACCGUCGUCAAAGAGUCCUUUAUUUUCACCCGGAAUUUCUACAGGAGUUUCGAGAACUACUACUACCCCGACAGCGGCUGGCUUCCUGCCGAAAGCGUCGACUUCAACAUCUGCAGGAGCCUCCUCAAGAAGUAGUAGACUUCUACAGGGACAGACACAGACAGAGGCAAAGUCUUCCUCUUCGCCUUCGCAAAAGACUAGUAAUGCACGACCUACGAUGCCGCUGUCGCGAACCAUGAUACGGCACCACGCGUCCCGGCUUCAGCGGGCGGAGAAGAGAGAGGAUAGAGAGCGAGCUGAGGACGACUGCACCCUACUGAACAACGCGCUGAACACGCUCUACCCUCUAUCAAAAUGAAAAAUCCCCCCUCCUCAUAUCGAAAGGGAAGUCUGUGAUGCUGUAUUUGCGUACACAAAUCUAAUCAGUCUUGUCUUGGAGUAGAGCACUGCAGGCAGAUACAAAGCCCGGAAAGGAGUGGCUUGAGGUAGGCACUUAGCAUGGCAGCUGUCUGCCCCAUUGGCGCAGCAGCAUUACAAAUCGCCUGCGAAAUGCGGCCGAAGCUCUGGCGUUCCUCUUCUGCAAGGGAGACUCGAUUUGUGGCCACAAAUCAGCAUCACAAAUUUUGAACAGCGCGCUUUUUCGAUAUGGAGAGGGGGGAUGUUUCCUUUUAAUACCCUCGCAAAAACCGCUUCAUCUCCGCCGCGGUGUUGGAAAAGGCACGGGACUAUCAAAUACAAAAAUGUCUGUGUCUGGAAGGUUGGAGCUUGUGAUGCUAACUCUGGACUCUAAAAGAAGCUGUAUUGCAUGAUCAGCAAGAGGAGUCUAGUUUGUGCUACGCGGGGAGGGCAUUUGUCAUGCGGAUUAGGGAUCAGGAAGCCCUCUAAAAAUCUGCGAUGCUAGGUCAUGCAUUACAGACAUCCUGGGUCAUGCAAAAUAUGCAUGACAAACCCGGCAACAUUGCAGACCCAGACACUUUUCCUUUUGAUAGGGAACUCACAGAAGGUUUGUGCAGAGCGAGGAGGCAGGUUGGGUAGAGUGGUUGUUGUAGGGGAGCUGCUGGUCGUGGAAAAGAAGUAGACUCGUGAGGGGUCCUCCCGCACGGAAGCCCUCUGGAAAAAUUGAUUUUGAAGUGUGGUGGUGAAGGUCCACCGGAAUUAUGUUUGUUGCGUAGGUGCACUUCUACUUACAACGGAGGCGGAGCUGCCAUUUUUUCGAGUGGAGGAGGCUCCUUCCUGUAUAUUCGUUGCAAGAAAAUGAAAAAUAAUACGCUGGUGACACGCUUUCAUAGGUUUUAACAUAUUUAUUUCUAUCGGUACGACUAAUGUCUGGCAGGUCUCCUGGAUAUUCACCUCAGUCAGGCUCAGCUUUAGGUCUAUCGGAUUUUUUGUGCAAAUCAAGAAUACUAUAUUGCAACUCAAGAAUACAGUAGUCUUUGACAAGAUUGACCCUUAUGCGACCAUUAAGUCGCGACAUCUGUAUGGUUCUGGUGAUGGUAUCGGGCUCGAGAUGGCAAGGCUCCCGUUGAAUUCCGGGCUGCGUGCAGUUUUCCCUUGUUGGUUGCAACAUCAAAGCGCGGGAAGAAAAAAUGAUCGACCGGUUCUUCGACAC